Molecule: messenger RNA, 993 nt
Organism: Emiliania huxleyi CCMP1516
Lineage: Eukaryota; Haptophyta; Isochrysidales; Noelaerhabdaceae
Exons: 2
Coding region: 1-993 (330 amino acids)
Molecular function (GO): sphingosine-1-phosphate phosphatase activity
Source: RefSeq, a predicted model, not a curated record
AUGGCAAGCAUGGGCGACGCCUCAGGCCCCAUGCCGGCCAUCCAAGAUAUGCGUGCGCCAAGAGGGGUUGCAUCCUCCGGCCCGCUCCUGAUGCCUCGCGGCUAUGCCCAGCCGAGCCUCAGCCGCUUCCCUAUCGACGGCUCCGCCCUCGAUCGGCUCGACAAAUGGCUCUCGCGUCCCGCCUUCCGGCUGCGCCUCGGCCAUUUCCCAGAGCUGGUCUUCUCUGUGCCAGCCUGCUGCUUUGGCUACCCGCUGGCCGCCGCACCGCUCGCCCUCUGGCUCGCACUGCUGGCCGGCGGCUCUCCCAGCCCGACCGCGUGGGCUCUCGCCGCAGCUGCAACCGCAGCCGUCCUCGGCCUGCACCUGCGGCUGCUCCUCACCCACGACGCGGCGGCACCGGCCGCCACCGCCGCGCGCGCUGCGCGGUCCGUCUACUCGGUGCCUGCAAUCCUGCUGACGCCUCCGGCCGCGGUUGCCGCUGCACACGUGCUGGGUCUCCCCGGCCGCGGCGCCGCGCACGCCUACCUGACUCUGUGGUACGCCUCGAUCGCGCCGGUGCUCAUGGCCAAGCGGCUGGCUCGGCGGCGGCGGCCGAUCGCCUCGGCCGACGUGCCGCCCAAGGCGCUGCCCGCGAUCCGCGCCAUCCUCGAGCACGACGCCAACGCGUCCUUCCCGAGCGGCGACGCGGCCGGCGCCAUGAGCUUCGCCUACCCGGCCCUCCGCUGCGCCGGGCUGCCGGCGGCCGCGAUCGGGUGCCUCCUGCUCGCCUGCUUCGGCCGGCUGUACUACGGUGCCCACCACCUGCUCGACGUCGCCGCCGGCGCCCUCCUCGCGCUACUCACCAGCGCGGCGGCCGAGCUGCUGCUGCUGCCCGCAGGGCUGUGCGCCGCGGCGUGGUGGCACCCGCUGGUGGCGCAGGCGUGCGUGCUGGCGACCGUCAAGGCGCUCCGGCUUGACGCGAAGCUCGCGAGGACUGCAGCGGCGGACCGGUGA